CAUMAAAUUAUGGAAAAAAACUUGGUACGAGUUUGUGCUCGCAGGUACAGAAGCAAUUUCGUUGUUGCUUUUCGCGCGCGUGUAUUUUUCUUGAUGUUGUAUKACGAGGACAUGGAGCUGUCUUGAAGACAAGCCAUCAUCAUCGUUGUGAAGUGGUCUCCGCACUAACUGCGCUAGAAUGGUUGAAGAUUACACACCCUUCUCGAACAAUGUUGUGGGAGAUGGCUGCGGGGUUCCAUCGGUUGCCGUCCAAUGGAUUGUCGAUAACGCAUUCACCAACGUAGAACUUGCCAUACUCUCCAAUGUUUGUCGUGGUUGGAGAGAGAUSGCAGCGCAAUGCAUUGUCGACGCUGCAUCACUUGAGAUGRCCAAAGAGAAAUAUUCGGUGUCGCCARCAUUCAGUUCUUUGCUAYUGCCGUCAAUCGUUCGACAUUUCUACUCUGUGCGCACGGAUUUGCGGGCAAGACCAUCCAAAUCGGAGCUGGAGCAGGAGGAAGAGAAAAGGCAACGAGACGAGACGUAUUGUGUGGCCUGGUUYCAUCCAGAUGGUAUUAAAUUCGAGCAGCUGUCAAUAGUUAAACCGAGUCCAGAAAGUUGCGAAGAAGAUGAACAGCCUAAUCCGGGUGGCACCCCAAAAUCUCAGGCCGAGGCAAUGGAUCCGUCUUCCAGCAAUCACAAGCACUUGUUUACGAAAAGCAAUUUGCGACUGAAUCAAAGUCUUGCGGCAUCAACAAGGCCCGAGUCGUGUCCAGCUAGUGACAAUAUCAUGGACUGGGGAUGUAGUGUUUUGUACCAGUGGGAUGGUUACAGCGAGGCUAUUGAUGUCCUGUCCCCUUUUGGUUACACUCRCUGUUUCCUUCGAGUAAGUUCGGUAUUCAACUCGAGAUGGAUCUAUGACAUAUUUCUCUUUCAUGGCCAUAGAAUAAGAUGAUCCACAAACUCAACAUACUAUCCUUUUCCUUCGGUCAUGAAAUAGAGAAUACUCGAAAAAACUCAGGAAAAAUCUUUUAGUGAAAGGCCAACUGGUGUAAAAGGGGACMAACGCGGAUUGGAUGUCGAUCAAGCCGAUAUCUUGCCGUCAUCCUCUCCUUGGGCAUUUCCUACAAGAUGCGACAGUACAUACUCAUCAUGUGCCGUUCGUGGUGCAACUUAUGCUCGGCCCGAAGGAUACUGCCAGUGCUGGGAUAAUGACUCGUUUGAUCCUUCGCAUUCAAAGGAUGAGGCUUGGACGAGAAAGAGAAAUAAUCGUCGAAAAGAGCUCCAACGAGAGGUACGACGAUUAUGGACCGUGAUCAAUACGAAUYGAUAUGAAUCUACCGUUCUGAAAAUGUCUGUAUCCUUCUUUCUUACCUGAUGAAUAUUUGUAUCAUUGUACUUUUUUCUUUUUCGUGAACGUUGUACUGUAGGUUCUACCAAAGGUCUUGUGGAGUAAACACGACGACAAGGACAUGGGAGGAUGUGGUGGAAUUUACCGCCCUUGUAUUCAAUUCCUUAACAUUGAUUCCACCAAUGCAGUUCGAUUGUUUACACCUAAAUUCAAGACGCCAGUGUUUACCCCUUUGACUAUCUUCUGUGUGGCCAUUGCAACAGAGGACGGUUGCUUUUUCUCUGGAUUGGAGCAAAGGUUUGAAAUGGGACACAUGCACCCCACGAAAGGUAACAUCGAAAUUAACGACGAACGAAGUCCCAUCUGUCUGAAUGCGAGCUAUACCAACUGYAAAGUUUGCCGAUUAAAAGAUAAUUUGCAAGGAAUGGAUAGCACYAWAAAAUAUCAAGAAAUGGACGUUGGCCGUACCGACGCCAUAUUCUUGGAUCCAAGUUGCAAAUGCUUUCGUCCGUCGACCAACGUAUCUGAGGAGGAAUCAGAGGAAGAAUCCGAAGAAUUUGAUGACGACAGUUUUGCAGACUUUUUGCUAUCUGCCAACCAAGAAGGAGACGAAUCUAUGAAUGAUUGUGACGACGACGACGACGACGACGACGACGACGACAGCGAUUGUGAACAUAUUGUCCGUGGUCGUCUCGGACCCGGAAUGUGGCAUUGCUAUGUAGGAGUUUUUGAUGGUAUCAAAAGUAUAAUUCGUAUAGAUGGAGAAGAAGAACCAACAUCUGGUGCUUCCGCAAUACCGCCAUCGUUUCAAGCUUGCCUAGACGGUAUCAYGAUCGGUUCGGAUCAUGUGUUCGAUAUGACGCUAUGCUUUGGGGAAGGAUCCGAUGGAGAAGGGGAGGGUGCCAUGUCGGAAUUGGUUCUUUUCAAGGGUCGCUUGCAAGACGCAGAUAUCAAGUCGUUGGAGUCGCACCUCAUGAAAAAACAUGGGAUUCCAGUUCCCUUCCGACCCAGGAACGAACGAGUGAACGAUGAUUAUUACUCACGAUUGGCUCAUACCUUAAUGGAUCAGUCACCGUCCACAUAUGUAAACAGGAAGAGAGGCGGAGGAGUGGAAGGCAAAUCUGUCCCGCUUCGUUACAUGACAGAGCUACGACACGUAGCAUGGAAACAGAAAGACAAUGUCACCGGACGGCCACGUUCGAUUCGCCGGAUAGGGGCUUCGCAUCGAAAGGGUUCCAUAAGUGAAUGGUGAUGGCACUAGCGCACAUAUUUGACAUUGUUCUUUCUAUCUAAUAUUUCAUCAUAACAAUACUGUGAAAGACCAAAGCAAUCUACARUUGAUCUAAUUAAAUGCCAAUGGCAACA
Pseudo-nitzschia multistriata is the source of this 2692-nucleotide messenger RNA. The record is from the annotation of a GenBank genome assembly. Lineage: Eukaryota; Bacillariophyta; Bacillariophyceae; Bacillariales; Bacillariaceae.